UCCGGUCGAUAAAAAGCAUGCAGCAGGAGGUGGACACGCAACCAGGCUGCAGCUAGGCUUCAACCCUCCAGACAGAGUUUCUUCUCCCAGUACAACCCCUUGACGCACGACAUUGUCACAGUUGUCCCUGUCGUGCGGCGCAAUAUUGUCGACAUCCACACACAGUACCUGGGAUGGAACCAUCCGUCCAGAUGAUGCCUACUCUACCAGCACUGAUCCAGAGGAGGGAGCAUUUGCAAUCUGUCAUAAAUAACAUGGAGCACAGUAUCCGAACCAUGCUCACGUACACACGAGGCUUCCCAGACCACGCAUCGGCAGUAGAGUUGGAAAAGAUGCAUUUGGAGCUACACGGUCGCAAGACUCUCUUCUUUAGAUUGAACCAGGCUAUUCUGUCCUUGAACACCAAUGGAGCACUAGCGCAUCUUGAUACAACCACUGCUGCUGGCCAACCAGGUGUUGCGCAGGACGGCGGAGCAUUCCAGCAACCCUGGCCGCAGUCAGCUUCAAAUGGUCCUAGUCUAAAUUUUGCAACGAAUACUCGAGUUAACUGGCCAGCCACUGGUUCCAGUAUGGUUCCCACACCACAGCCACCCAUGAUACCGAACAGCACGCAACCCCCGCAUGUCACGGAGAUGAUAUCCAUCAUGAAGUCAGGAUCCAUUCUACUGCCACCUCAGACGCUCUCACAUGCUGUGGACACGGUCCAGAAUAUGAAACAAGUUUUCUCAUCAACAGGACUCACGGCAAUGCAACCGAUCGUAUUGUCAGACAAGCAGAGAAUGGAGUACGACCAGCUACUGGAUCUUGUUCACAAUAUGGCUCAGGACCUUGAUGCCAAGCUACCAGUGUAUUGGAUUCUUUUGAGAUCGGACGAUAUGAUCCGCAGGCUUGUUGCAAUCGUGUUAACUGUGGCACAUCAAAGGGCUAGUUGUUCAACGGGGUCAUCCCAGGUCAUAAUUGGGUUUUCUAUUCUACAGGGCAUGCUUAGCCAACUACAAAAGGCUACCCAGGAUUUCGAACAAAGGUACCAGAUGAUGGAAGCCACCAUCGCAUCGCAACAAAUGGGCGGUGGAAUUACUGCCUAUCCCCCCAAUCCGCAUCCCAGAUUUAACUGGGCUCAUUACUCGCUGCAGCCAAGACCCCGUCUCCGGCGGCACAUACGGAAACAUUUACAAAUGCAUAUACCAUGGACCAGACGGCGAUGUAGAUGUUGCCGUCAAAGCAAUUCGACCACAAUUUAUCAGUGAUGAGGUUUUUCGGAGAGAGCUUGGGAUUUGGAAGAGGUUGCGACAUUAUAGUAUUUUGAAGUUCAUGGGCACUACUUCGGACUUUGGCCCCUCUGUGGCUUUGGUUGCUCCGUGGAUAGCCAAUGGUACUCUGACGUCAUUUCUCAAGCAGAACAACAAAACCCUCGCGCUGAUCGAU
This is a messenger RNA of Suillus paluster, 1425 nucleotides long. RefSeq lists its product as uncharacterized. The record is from RefSeq and is a predicted model, not a curated record. Bases 174 to 1247 code for a protein of 357 amino acids. Lineage: Eukaryota; Fungi; Basidiomycota; Agaricomycetes; Boletales; Suillaceae. The transcript has 7 exons.